Messenger RNA from Trichechus manatus latirostris (Florida manatee), 1204 nucleotides. RefSeq lists its product as uncharacterized. Gene Ontology annotation, cellular component: external side of plasma membrane. NCBI's taxonomy places the organism in Eukaryota, Metazoa, Chordata, Mammalia, Sirenia, Trichechidae. The coding region runs from base 125 to 1204 and encodes 359 amino acids. The record is from RefSeq and is a predicted model, not a curated record. Gene Ontology annotation, biological process: immune response. The transcript is spliced from 5 exons.
CUGCAUGGAGCCCAUCCUGGGGGUCCCUGUCGUUGUCCUUUUUCUUAGAGUGUCUUUUCAUUCUGUUCUGCUAGAGUGUGAGCUCCUGGAGGACAAACAUUAAAAAUAUGUUCACAAAUGCCCCAUGAAAAGUGUCCAGGGUUGCAUCAGAGUUCACCCUGUGUCAUUUAUCACCAUAGUCACAGGGAAGACUGUGCUAAGGAAAAAUGCAGAUGUUGAUGAAGCAGGAAGUGCCAGGAAAGGGUACUCCUUUCUCUGCCAGCCCAGCCCUAUAGAAAGUGCUCUUGGUGUCACAGAGACUGGGUACAGGGUGUCUAAUAGAGCCUCGUCUCCACACCACAGCCCUCACCUGACGUUUUCUCUCACAGACACUCACUCUCUUUGCUACAACUUUACCACCACGUUGAAGUCCCCACCUGGACAGCGAUGGUGUGAAGUUCAAGGCCAAGUGGAUGAAAAGAUUUUUCUUCAUUAUGACUGUGGCAGCAACAAGGUCAUAACCUUAAGUCCCCUGGGGGCCAAGAUGUGUUGUGCGCGUAAAGCAGGCAGAAGCACCAGAGCAUCCUGGCAGUUUGGCUUUGACGGACAGAUAUUCCUCAUCCUUGACUCGGAAAACAUGACGUGGACAGAGGUGCACCCUGGAGUCAGAUCAAUGAAAGACGAGUGGAAGAAGGACAGGGAUGUGAGCGAGUUCUUCAGGAAAACCUCACAGGGCGACUGCAACGGAUGGCUUAAGGAGUUUUGGGGGCACUGGGAAAAAAUGCUGGCGCCAACAGCGCCACCACCCAUGGCCCCAGGCACAGCCCAAUCCAAGGCCGCAGCCAUCACACCGAGCCCUUGGAUCCUCCCCGUGACCCUCACCUGCUCAAUCCUACUUGGCAUCCAAGGCCGAGUCCUUUCGAGUGGCAGCUGGAAUGUGAGCCUCACAAGCUCCCCAGUGUACCUGCAGGAGCACAGCAUCAGAGGUGUAGGGGGCUUCUUCUUGUCCUGCCCCACAGCCUUCCGCUGCUCCGGCCCCUCUCUCCAUCCCUCCCUCGAGUCUCUCUUUUCCACUCACUCCGAGGUUUUCUCAGCCCUCUCGGCGUCCGUCCUCCGCAUUCGGCCGCCAGGCGGUCCGCGGCUGCAGGUUUACCCGCCUGUCCGAAGGCGCUGUGAGAAGUGGCGGCGGGCGGCGGGGCGGAGAAAGGAGGCGGCGGCAGCGUAA